Dermatophagoides farinae (American house dust mite) is the source of this 1914-nucleotide messenger RNA. Its product is annotated as splicing factor 1. Gene Ontology annotation, cellular component: nucleus. Lineage: Eukaryota; Metazoa; Arthropoda; Arachnida; Sarcoptiformes; Pyroglyphidae. Gene Ontology annotation, biological process: regulation of mRNA splicing, via spliceosome. The record is from RefSeq and is a predicted model, not a curated record. Gene Ontology annotation, molecular function: zinc ion binding; mRNA binding.
UAUUAUUGAGUGUCUCACUCUUAUUAUAAGAUCUAUGUCAAUUGUUAUUAAUUUAAGCCGGAAUUUUUUUAUUUGUUUAUUUAUUUUAUGAAUUUCAUUCCGCUUCGAUUCCUGAAAUCCCGAAUUGUGAACCGGCAUGAUAAAAAAUGAAUAGCAAACGUGACUAUGAUUCGUCAUAUUUUGAUUCUAACAAUUCAAAUAGUAAUGAUUCUUUUGGACAGAGAAAACGGAAACGAAAAUCUCGAUUCAGUGAUGAACAGGAUAAAGUAUUCAUACCUGGAUUGCCGACAAUCAUUCCAUCAACAAUGAGCAAACAACAAGAAGAGAUCUAUAUUCUUCAAUUACAAAUUGAGGCAUUAACUCGUCGUCUCCUUACCGGCGAUCUUGGAAUACCAGAUAAUCCUGAUGAAAGAUCUCCAUCACCAGAGCCUGUUUAUAAUACUGAAGGUAAACGUCUCAAUACUAGAGAGUAUCGUACUAGAAAAAAAUUAGAAGAUGAAAGACAUUCUCUGGUUCUGAAAAUGUUGGAACUAAAUCCUACAUAUAAACCACCUAGUGAUUACAAGCCACCUCAAACCAAAAUCAAUGAAAAGGUUUUGAUUCCACAAGAAGAAUAUCCAGACAUAAAUUUUGUAGGCCUUAUCAUUGGACCUCGCGGAAACACUCUCAAAGGAAUGGAACGGGAUACUGGAGCUAAAAUUAUCAUCAGAGGUAAAGGUUCAGUGAAAGAAGGUAAAUUAGCUCGAAAAGAUGGCCAACCAUUGCCUGGUGAAGAUGAGCCGUUACAUGCGUUUGUAACGGGUCCUACUCAAGAAUCAGUAAUGAAGGCAGUACAAAAGAUUAAUGAAGUCAUCAAAAAAGGCAUUGAAUUACCUGAAAAUAUGAAUGAACUUCGUCGUAGCCAAUUGCGCGAAUUGGCUCUUUUAAAUGGAACGUUGCGUGAAAAUGAUGGCCCACGAUGUUCGAAUUGUGGUGCUAACAAUCAUCGUUCAUGGCAAUGUCCUGAUAAACCAAAUGUAACCAACAAUGUAUUCUGUACAAAUUGUAAUGGCGUUGGUCAUCUCGCCAAAGAUUGUAAAGAGAAACGUGUUGAAAGUAAUGUAAAUCAAGCCAAGAUUGAUGAAGAAUAUCUCUCAUUGAUGGCCGAAUUGGGCGAAGCACCACCUGUACCAACUGUUACUACAACAGCUUCAUCCACUCCCGUUCCGUCCAGUCAAAGGACAGCUACUUCCAUACUUGGUGGCCCUUCAACAUCGACUACAGAUAUUAAUAAUUGGGCGAACGGUAGUGGUAUACCACCGCCACCACCACCUCCCCCUCUUGUCACACCAACCACAGUUACCACGGCUACUACCAGUGCUAAUGGCGCUUCUAUGUGGCCUAAUGCUGCCGGUUAUUAUGGAUCUUAUGAUCCUUAUAAUGCAGCAACAUAUGGAGCUCAUAUGUGGGAUCCUUCCGCAUGGGGUGCAACAGCUGCUACAACUAAUAAUACAUCUGAUGGCCAGUCUUCUACAUCGACAAAUUCAACGGCGGCAACAACGUCUGGUUAUGGUGCCUAUGAUCAAAAUCAAUGGAGCCAAUAUGCUCAUUGGUAUGCCGCAUCCAUGGGAAAUACAACAACGACAGCCACAGCAGCUUCUGGAUUACCACCACUACCAUCGAUUCCGGCUGUUGGGUCUAUUUAUCCUCCCCCUCCACCACCACCACCACCUCCCCAUAGUUAAAUCUUGGUCAUGAAAUAUUAUGUCAUUGAUAAUUAUUCUUUUUUUUGAGCAGACGGAAUAGUUUCUCUUUUUUGGCAGAAAAAAUUAAUCAUUUUUUUAAUGUCAGAAUUUUUCCAUUUUAAUUUUAAAACACAUUAUAUUGGAAUAUAUAUCAUUUAAUAAAUGAAUGCAUGACAAUUUAUAUACAAAA